Molecule: messenger RNA, 3536 nt
Organism: Tarenaya hassleriana
Lineage: Eukaryota; Viridiplantae; Streptophyta; Magnoliopsida; Brassicales; Cleomaceae
Product: myb-related protein 3R-1-like
Exons: 13
Coding region: 312-3281 (989 amino acids)
Biological process (GO): regulation of DNA-templated transcription
Cellular component (GO): nucleus
Molecular function (GO): DNA-binding transcription factor activity, RNA polymerase II-specific; RNA polymerase II cis-regulatory region sequence-specific DNA binding
Source: RefSeq, a predicted model, not a curated record
CUUGGAAAGAAACUGCCAUUUUCACCUGUUCAUUGUUUGAAUCUCUCUCUCUCUUCAACUAGUCUUCUUCGUCGAUCAACGCCAAACUCCGGAUCUCUAUCUUUUGAUUUCGUCAUCAAUCUGGAUCCGUGGAUCUGCAAGUGUGCGAGCCUUACAGGCCUCGCAUUUCAUUCUUGUCGGAUUAUCUGUGUUUCAUCCUCUGAAGCUCCCAUCCUGGAUAAAGUAGGGAAACAGGUCUAGCGUCGUGCUGGACCUAUGAUGAUUCUUAAGACAUUCGGUACAUACAGCAGAGAACGUGUAAGGAUUGGGGUAUGAAAAGUGAGAUGACAACAUCAAAUCCUCAAGAAGGGUCUUCCCAUGGUGUCCAGAAAGGGAGGGAUGGGAGGACUUAUGGCCCUGCAAGACGAUCCACCAAGGGACAAUGGACCCCUGAAGAGGAUGAUAUCUUGCGGAAAGCUGUUGAGCAUUUUAAAGGAAAGAACUGGAAGAAGAUAGCUGAAUCUUUUCAGAAUAGGACUGAUGUCCAGUGUCUACAUAGGUGGCAGAAAGUCUUAAACCCAGAACUUGUAAAAGGGCCAUGGUCAAAAGAGGAGGAUGAGAGAAUAAUUGAUUUAGUUAACAAGUAUGGGCCAAAGAAAUGGUCUACUGUUGCUCGGCAUUUACCUGGCCGCAUAGGAAAGCAAUGNAGGGAAAGGUGGCACAAUCAUCUGAAUCCUUCCAUUAACAAAGAGGCAUGGAGUCAGGAGGAGGAACUAACUCUUAUCCGUGCUCAUCAAAUUUAUGGGAACAGAUGGGCGGAGCUAACGAAGUUCCUGCCAGGGAGGUCAGACAACGGAAUAAAAAAUCACUGGAACAGUUCGGUUAAGAAGAAGUUGGAUAUGUACUUGGCGUCAGGUCUUUUAGAUCAGUUUCAGAGCUUGCCUCUCUUUCCCCCUCAAAACAUGUCUAACCCUUCAUCAGCUUCACGGGUGCAAAGUAGUGGAGAUGAAGGUAGUACCAAACCUGGAGCUGAUGCAGAAGAAUCUGAAUGCAGCCAAGGUUCAACAACUUUUGGUUGUUCACAAUCUACUAAUGGUUUACCUGAUGAGGUGAAGCCUGUAAAUGAGCAAUCGUUCUUGUCUGAAAUGCCAUGUGGAAUGGAGAAACAAACCUCUAAACCCACAUCAUCUGCAGAGCCACAUUGCCCCACUUUUGAUGACAUCAUGUUUAUUGUCCCAGAAAUUCCAUGCGAAGCAGAAUACUCAGCAAAGUUCCCAAAUUCAAAUUGCUCUCAUGAGAUUGAGACUUCUACAGCCAUGGAACAUCAGUUUAAUUUGCAGGAUGGAUCUAAAGAUGCUAAACAGGAGCUUGGUCAAGACUCGUCAAGGAUGAUGACUCAUUGCAUGGAUGUAAAAGAAAGACAUGAAGUGAUUGGAAUAGUUCAAACUUCAGUAUUAAGAGCUUCACCUUCUAUGCCAAGUCUGGAUAAAGAUCCUCCACCACAAACUCAACUAUUGCUCACCGAUGAGGGGUGCUGCAGGGUCCUUUUCCCAGAUAACAUGAAGGAUGGGUGUACUUCCUCAGGGGCUUUUGAGCAAAGCUCAAGUGUAGUUAGCUUUCAAGAAAACAAGGGAUCUUUUUGUCAUCUGUCAUCAGAAAACCAAGCUCAUGAAACUGGAAACAUUUUGGCUUCAUCCUGCCAUCCUACAAGUUUGGAUGUCUUGGAAGGUGGUCGACAUGUUGAUUUGUUACUUACUGCAGACAAGGAUUUGCGUUUAGACUGUAAGAAACCUGAUCAAAGUUGUCACCUGAUUGGAGCUAAAGAGUCAGAAGGUAAAAAAGAUAGGGAGGCUGAUUUCGUUCACACUGACAGGCCUGAAAAUCCCCAUGGUAAUGGUGAUUACGGUGGUAAUGCAGAUCUGCAGGAGCUAUCAUAUAUUCCGAAGGAUUCCUUGAAAUUAGUCCCCGUGGAUAGUUUUUCUUCUCCUCCUAGAGUAAACCAGCUUUCGUUUCCUAUUGAUGAUAAGCAAAAUGGGAAAGACAAAGGCACUCUGUGUUAUGAACCUCCCCGUUUUCCAAGUGCUGAUAUCCCUUUCUUCAGCUGUGAUCUUGCACAAUCAAGUAGUGAUUUACAGCAAGAGUAUAGUCCCUUUGGUAUCCGCCAGUUUAUGGUCUCCUCUAUGAAUUGUAUGACUCCGUUUAGGUUAUGGGAUUCGCCAUCUCGUGAUGAUACCACUGAUGUCGUGCUUAAAGAUGCUGCCAAAACCUUCAAUGGUCCACCAUCCAUCUUGAAGAAGCGUCACUGUGAUUUGUUGUCACCCUUGCUUGAUAGAAGAAAAGACAAAAAGCUUGAACGAGGAGUAGCAUCUUCCUUAGCUAAAGAUUUUCCUGCGAGAGAUGAUUGCAAGUCCUCUCUCCUGUCUGAGUAUCCUGACAAUAAGAAUAGGUGUGCCACACCUUGUGAAGGCAAAGAAAAUAGGGGUUGUGAAACAGGUGGUUUAGGUCAAGAAUUGGUUUCAGAUGUUAAAGACCUGAAGGAAACCUCGGAUUCUCACGAUAAAGCUGAGGGAAUGGUGUCUAUAACAAUUGUAAAGGCACUGAAAGAAGGAGAUGUUUCAGUCCAAAAUGACUGGGAAACUUCUGGAAUUCUUGUGGAGCAUAAUGAAAAUGAGCUUCAACAGUUUUCUCCUGACAAAAACAUGAAUUCUGGCACAAAAACUCCAACAAACAUACACAAAAGGUCCAUAGGUAUCCCAAGGCAGGGAAUUCCAUCAGAACUUCCUUGCACUGCAGAAUCCAUUCCCUCAUCCGCAACCAAAGGGAAUAAGACUGACACUGCAGAGAACAACAUAAAUUUUGAAAAUCUUGGAACAUUCAAUGGAACGCCAUUUAGAAAAAGUCUAGAAUCUCCUUCUGCAUGGAAGUCUCCUUUGUUCUUUAGUUCUUUCUUCUCAAGCCCAAGGUUUCCCACCGAAGUGGCACUUGAGGGUUUUGGAUACUUUUUGAGCCCCGGGGAGAGAAGCUAUGAUGCCUUAGGACUGAUGAAACAUUUGAGUGAACAUACAGCGGCAACAUAUGCAGAUGCUUUGGAUGUUUUGGGUAAUGACACUCCCGAGACGAUACUCAGCAAAAGGCAACAGAGAAAGUCUACUCAUGGUAAAGAAAACCGGCACCAGCCUCGUGAUCAACCGGGAAAUCAUUCCCAUGUCUCGGAUUCAACCAUUACAGUGGAACGGAGAACGCUGGAUUUCAGCGAUUGCGGGACACCUGGAAAAGCAAAGGCUUCCUUCUCGGGUUCCUAGGCAGAUUAGAUACUCGAUGUCCUCAUCUUACCUCUUGAAGAUUUCAGAUAGAAAAGGAUGCUUUUUGUUCAUAGCUCAGAAAAAAAAAAAUCUAUUCUUGCCCAUUCAAUUUGUAGAUUGGCAUCUUCCUUUUAUGUGUAAUGUCUUUUUCAUAAUCCCCCUCUUGGUGUCUCUGUAUCCGCAGCUCUUCACCUUUUGGGAACUGAUACAAUUGAUUUCCAACAACACUGGAAAAAAAAGAUUAUAUUCUUUUCA